GUAAUGUAAUCUCCAAGGUCAUUAUCGUCAUUUACCCAUUCUUCCACCCCCACCGAAAAAAGCCAGCCCAGAUGGAUCUACACAAUCACAGAAAAUAGUGUGAUCUCCUUUACCUUUAUUUUUCAAAAAAACACGCACACACAGUAAAAACCCUAAUUUGAAAAAUGGGGGAUUUCAAUUUAGCAUUAUUAAUAGUAGCGAUUGUAGUAUGUGUACUGGUGUUUGUAUUCAAUCUAUAUCUGCUUGUUAAUUACCAGCAUCCCGAUGACAAAAACCAAGCUUACUUUCCCAAAUUCGUUGUCGUUUUGGGGUUAUCAGUCUCUGCGAUUUCUAUACUUAUGCUGCCUGCUGACGUGGCUAACCGUCAGGCCUGUCAGCAUGCUAUAUAUAACGGAGCUUGUAAUCUGACAUUGCCUAUGAAGGAUCUCUGGCUUUUUAUUUAUAUCGUCGAUGCUGUUCUUGUUUUUUUCGUUAUCCCCUUCGCCAUGUUUUACUACGAAGGCGAUCAAGACAAGAGUGUUGGUAAGCGGAUUAAAAGUGCCUUGAUUUGGGUGGUCACUACUGCUAUCGUUUGUGGAUUGGUGCUUGGUAUUUUAUACGGUGUUAUCGGAAAAGUCGAUUUCACAGUUAGACAUCUUUCUUCUUCAACCAUGGCAUUUCCAAGCACCUUUCAGUUCUCUAAUGGUCAACCAUGUGUCAAUAGUGGUGCUCGCCAGUGUUCUGCCUAUGAUGCUAGUCCCUCAUCAGAGACAACAUGGACAAUGCGCUCGACUUUUCCAGAAUAUGUUGUUGCACUUGCCACUAUUGUAGGCUCUGUGCUGUUCUCAAUAUUUGGUGGCGUUGGCAUUGCCUGCCUCCCCCUGGGGCUUAUAUUCUCGUUCGUGAGGCGGCCAAAGGCAGUGAUUACUAGAUCACAGUAUAUCAAGGAAGCUACCGAACUCGGUAAGAAAGCAAGAGAAUUAAAGAAGGCAGCUGAUGCACUUCAUCAGGAAGAAAGAAGUGGUUCAAAAGGAAGGAAAUGGCGUAAAAACAUGAAGGCUGUAGAAAAGGAGCUGCUUCUUUUGGAAGAGGAUGUGAAUGCUUUGGAAGAGAUGUACCCUCAAGGCGAAAAGGCAGAGGCUACUUGGGCUUUGACUGUUCUUGGCUAUCUGGCAAAGCUUAUACUUGGAGUCUUUGGGUUGGUUGUUUCAAUUGCUUGGAUUGCACACAUCGUGAUAUAUCUGUUGAUUGACCCUCCACUUUCUCCAUUCUUGAAUGAGGUUUUCAUAAAGUUGGAUGAUAUCUGGGGUCUUUUGGGUACCGCGGCUUUUGCAUUCUUCUGCUUCUACCUUCUGCUUGCAGUUAUUGCUGGAGCAAUGAUGCUUGGUCUGAGACUAGUGUUUAUCACCAUCCAUCCAAUGAAAUGGGGAGGUACUCUCAUGAACUCUUUCUUAUUCAACGUGGCUCUCAUUCUUCUUUGUUCAAUCAGUGUGAUCCAGUUUUGUUCAACUGCAUUUGCGUACUAUGCUCAAGCUACAGCUGCACAAGAAAUAUUUGGUCAUACAUUGCAAUCUCUUCGCGGAAUCAAAUACUUGUACAAGUAUAACAUAUUCCAAAUCGCAUUUGUCGCCCUAGCAGGACUGACCUUUGUUUACUACGCCGCUUUUGGAUGGAGGAGAAGAAAGCCGAGCGGCAGGUUCCAACUAUCGUCAUAAAGCAUGUUAUGACUAAAAAACACAGAUCCAUGGGAAAUUUUCAGUUAUAUUGAUUUAUAUUUUGAGUGCUUCUCUAUCGGAUGCAUAUGGCUUAGUCUCAUAUUGAAGAAUCAUGAUCCGGUUAGAAGCAUGGAAUUCUUGAGGUUGAUUUCUGCUUUUCUGUUGGUCUGAUAUCGACACCACCUGUAUGUAUUUUCCUGUAACAUGUUGGGUUUCAGUGACCAUUGAUGUAAAAUAUCUAAAACAGUAACAUGACGCCACGGUACAUGGUUUAACUUUUGUGUGGAAUUCGUUUGUUAUUGUUUGUUAUGGAGAUUAUUACAAAGCAUUUGCGACU
Messenger RNA from Erigeron canadensis, 2031 nucleotides. Its product is annotated as LIMR family protein At5g01460. NCBI's taxonomy places the organism in Eukaryota, Viridiplantae, Streptophyta, Magnoliopsida, Asterales, Asteraceae. The record is from RefSeq and is a predicted model, not a curated record. The coding region runs from base 165 to 1694 and encodes 509 amino acids. The transcript is spliced from 14 exons.